This is a messenger RNA of Dalotia coriaria, 1033 nucleotides long. RefSeq lists its product as uncharacterized. NCBI's taxonomy places the organism in Eukaryota, Metazoa, Arthropoda, Insecta, Coleoptera, Staphylinidae. The coding region runs from base 1 to 996 and encodes 331 amino acids. The transcript has 4 exons. The record is from RefSeq and is a predicted model, not a curated record.
AUGGGAAAUCAUCAGUGCACGCCCCCGCAACCUAUUAUUGUAGCUCCUCCACAGAUCAGAAUCACAAAACAACGCGACAAAGAUCUCAAUGCAGUGCGUUCAGUUUCAAAUCCGUCAUUAGUAUCACAAUUAGAAGAUGAAGAAGAACAAAUUGAGACGAGUAUUAGCCAGCAGUUUGAUGAAGCUUACAUGGACAUGAUAUACAAAAAGUAUCAGACACUCACUGGUACCACAGAGUCUUUUAUGCCUCCAGAUGCUGUCAAACCGAUCAUGAAUGUGUUUGAUACUGUUUGUAUGGAUGAAAAUAUUAUGUAUUUGGCUAUGAAAGUAUCAGAAACUAUUAUAGCGUUCGACGAUAGUUGGGGCUCAAUGUAUAGCGCAUGCGCAGAACGCAAUCCACUAAAAUAUGCCGAAACAAAAGGUUUUGCAACGGAUAAUCGAUUGAUUGUACAUGCAAUGAUGAUUUUUCGCACGUUAAAAGUGAUUACUGCCUCGUUAGAAGAGGCAAACAUAACACAAGUGAUGAAUAUUUUGGAUCUCGUCGCAUUGAGUCAUCUGGUUAUGAAGGUUCAAGCUACAAGUUAUAAAUCGUUCUUGAUUGCAAUGGUAAAAAACCUGUUGCACUUCAAGAUUGUCAGUGACGACGUGCUUCCUGCUUUUGUCAGUUUCAACUUGAAUAUUUUAACGAGCUUGGAUAAACUUGUUCAACUUUGGCAGCAAAAACACAUCGUGUUGUUGAAUCAAAUGUUUGAUGGGCCAACUUCCCCAGCCAGAGAGUAUUACCGCGAAUUGAAAAAAUGGCGCAUCUAUGUUCUCUCUUGUUAUAAAUACCUGGCUAAACCAUUGUUAUCUCUCGAAAAACAAAUUCAAUCCGCGCAUAAAUUACAAAAUGCACCCGGUGUUGAAAGUGGAAGUUACGAAAACUGGAAAUUAAUCCGUUGUCUCAAGAAAGGCUACAAAUAUCGAUUGAUGUCGGAGAAUCAAACCGUAUUGUAGUGUAUCAGUAUGAAAUUAUUAAACAUCUUGUAUAGUG